CUGUUCGUUAUGGUCGCGUACCGAAGCGUUCACGUGAGCUAAAUGGCACACCUUCGUCUACGGAUGAUCCGAAUGUCAUUGUGCGUGUGAGUACACCGAAUACACCGCAAACGCCACAAAUGUGUUCAGUCGCCUCGUCACCCUCGGAAUUGGGCUGUACGGGCCAAAGUAGUGUCGCUAACACAGCCAACACACCCGGACCGGGUGGCGUUGGUGGUAUGGGUGUGGGUGUUAAUAUGAGUGUCAGUGUUGGUGCCGGCGGUGCUGGCAGUAUGAUGGGACAAUGCGGCAAUGUUAACGUUAAUGUCAGCGGUAUGAAUGUAGUUGGUGGCGGUGGAAAUAUGAGCAUUACGAAUGCUGAUAAUAGCGGUUGUGGUGUUGUCGAUAUGCAAGGGACAACCGCUGAACUGACCGUUUAUGAUGUGAUUAUGUGCGUCUCACAGGCGCAUCGUAUGCACUGCUCAUAUACGGAGGAGCAGACACGCGAACUGAUGCGGCGACCAGUGGCGGUGCCGCAAAAUGGAAUUGCCACUUCAGUAUCGGAAACAAUGGAAUUUCAGAAGAUUUGGCUGUGGCAACAGUCUGCGGCGCGCGUUACACCCGGCGUUCAACGCAUCGUCGAAUUCGCGAAACGUGUGCCCGGCUUCUGUGAUUUCACACAAGACGACCAGCUGAUACUCAUCAAAUUGGGCUUCUUCGAGGUGUGGCUCAGCCAUGUGGCACGCAUGAUAAAUGACGCAACAUUGACAUUCGAUGAUGGCACUUAUCUGACACGACAACAACUCGAAAUUCUCUAUGAUAAUGACUUUGUCAUCUCGCUGGUGAAUUUCGCCAACACUCUCAACAGUUACGGCCUAAGCGAUACCGAAAUUGGCCUCUUCUCUGCCAUGGUAUUGCUCGCCUCCGAUCGCUCCGGCCUCGCUGAACCGAAAGUGAUUUCAAGAUCGCGCGAACGCGUAUCCGAAGCGUUACGUGUCCAGUUGGUACGUUCACGUGCCGGUUCCACACAAGCGCUACAACUCAUGCCGGCACUGGAGGCUAAAAUACCCGAAUUGCGUUCGUUGGGCGCCAAACAUUUUUCACAUUUAGACUGGCUGCGAAUGAAUUGGACUAAACUGCGAUUGCCACCACUGUUUGCGGAAAUUUUCGACAUACCCAAAACGGAAGAUGAUCUGUGAAGGAAUCAACAACGGCGAUGCGAUGCAGCGUAAGCGCGAAACAUUACUCAAAGAGUGGAAAAUGCAUUGGAAGGGGAAGGAAGUGCCGCAAAAGACGAUAGAGUGUGGAAACUGGGAAAUGAGCUGAGUUAAGCGACGUAGGGUAGAGGAGAAGAGGGAGGGGAACUUUCGUGUGGCAACUGUGCAAAAUGUGAAAGUCUUAAACAGGCAACCAGUGAGCAAGCAAAGAUUUUUUGAAUCUACAUUAUAAAAAAAAACCUAAACAAAAUAUACCGUAUGUUUUCUAAACUUAGCGUGAGUAGUUUGUAAGCAAAAAUUAAAAAGAAAAACAAAACUUUAACUAAUUUAUAUAGCAGAAAUUUGGAGGAAAUUUAAGUGAAAAAUUUUAGUUUUGAUUUUAUAUUCUCUAAGUGAUCGUGGAGCGAUUACAAACGUUUGUAGUUAGAGCGCUGAGUUUUUUGUUUCUUUUUGAGUUAUAAAAUUUAUUUUCUAGAAACUCUAAUAAAUGUGUUUAUGGGAACUAGAUACCAGUUUUAACUAAGCAUACUUACAAGCAUAUGUAAUUUUAAUGAAGUGAAAAAUACAUACAUACAUAAAUAUAUAAAUAUCAUGUGAUCAUGCCACAGACAGAUGUAACAUUGCAAUAUCAGAAAGUGAAAUCUUGAUAACACAAAAAUGUAGUAGUACUUUUAGGCAAAAUAAAAAAUUUAAACAUAUAUAAAUUCAGCGCUAGAAAUGGCAUAAAAUUCAAAAUUAUAACAUAUUGGUGAAUAAUUACAUGCAUACAUAUACGUAUGUAUGUAUGUGCAUUAAAAUUAACGGUAUCAUUAUAAAAUGUGGCACAAAAAACUAUAAAUCUACUAAACACAAACGCCACGCCCUAAACCAAUCAAAUUUACGCGUUCUAAGCAAUGCCACAACACUGCAAAUACACUGAGAAAAAUCAUUUUAACGAAUGUUAUGCAAUAUUUUGAUUUUAACAAACUACAUACAUACAUAAUUAAGCUUAAAGUAGCAAUUUAAAUGGAUGAAAUUACAAAUAUUUACAUACACACAUAUAGCAUAUACGAAGUAAUUAUAAAAAAUUUGUUAUUUGCUAAAAACUUUUAUGAGCGAAGAAAAUAUACUUUCAGUUUUUUUAAGCAACAGUAAUAUGUUUUCUUUUUUUAAGAACUUGCUUAGCAGCCAAUUUUACGCUAACAAAAUAAUAAAAUUUUAUGUGGCAUUAAUCAGCGAUUCAAAAAUUUAAUAAAGAAAAAAUCAUGGAAAACUGAAAUUAUUAGCGAAUAGUGAAAAAAGUUACAUCUCUAAAUCUCAAUUGUUAAAAAUGUUACACUUAAGUUAAAAGCAUACAUACAUACAUAUACGAUAUAUGGUAUAGUAAUAAUAAUAAUAAACAUACAUAAGUACAUAUUAGUAUCCAUAGUAACCAUCUCCACUCCAAUUGAAAAAAAAAUCGUAUCGAACAAAAUAAAAUAGAAAUUAUGUAAAUGUAAAUAAGAAUACCAAUAGGAAGUCUAUAAAAUAUGAUUUAUAUAUUUAAAUAUUGCUUUACAAAAUUCUAUAAACUCACACCGAAAUAAAAUUUAGCUAUCCAAAUAAAAAAAAAAUGGUUGACUUGCAUAUAACAAUUACGCUAAACAAAAGCGUCUUACAAAUAACAAGCAGAACCUAUUUAAAAGAAAUUUUAAAAAGUAAGCUCUAAAAGUUUCGCUUAGGCGGUUUUCUAAAAUACAUACAUACAUACUAAAAAAAACACAAUCUUUCCGUACCAUUGUAGCUAUUCUAAAAUUUAUUAAAACUUUUUUGUUUCAUGUCUAGCCUGUUGGCUUUAAACUCGUUUAAUUUUUUGUCGGAAAUUUGCAAUUUAGCAGUAAGUUAAUCAGCACUUCCAAAGCAACUAAAUCAUUCAUACGACCAUUGAAAAGCAGUUUUUUGCAACAAAAUAAAAACCUAACAAGCUACUAACUAAUGGCCCACCAUCAUCACAUACAACUCGCAAAAUAUUUAUUUCAUUGCGUCUCAUCAAAAAAGUUUAAAGUUUAGCGUUAAAAUUUUUUUAACACUUCCCUAAAUCUAAUUAAACCAAACUGAAGGUUUCACCUCAACUCAAUUAACACCUAAACCUAUGUUUAACUGCAUACAUAUAUACAUAAAUGCAAAUGGAAGUGUAGGUAUGUAUGUAUGCAUACAUAUACGANGCAUACA
This is a messenger RNA of Rhagoletis zephyria (snowberry fruit fly), 3386 nucleotides long. RefSeq names its product ecdysone-induced protein 78C-like. Gene Ontology annotation, biological process: regulation of DNA-templated transcription. Gene Ontology annotation, molecular function: nuclear receptor activity; DNA binding. Lineage: Eukaryota; Metazoa; Arthropoda; Insecta; Diptera; Tephritidae. The record is from RefSeq and is a predicted model, not a curated record.